Aethina tumida (small hive beetle) is the source of this 2400-nucleotide messenger RNA. It is a transcript of the gene fat-spondin, whose product is annotated as spondin-1. Gene Ontology annotation, biological process: cell adhesion. The record is from RefSeq and is a predicted model, not a curated record. Gene Ontology annotation, molecular function: serine-type endopeptidase inhibitor activity. The transcript has 11 exons. Lineage: Eukaryota; Metazoa; Arthropoda; Insecta; Coleoptera; Nitidulidae. Gene Ontology annotation, cellular component: extracellular matrix. Bases 78 to 2351 code for a protein of 757 amino acids.
UGCGACCCAAGUUAUCUCUAGGGAGCGAUAACUAAUAUGUGUCGCGCUCAGUUCUUCUCACAACAGUUACUAACGAGAUGAUCAAAUUGGUGUUCCUGUUAGUUUUUGCAGCAAUUGCAGCUGCAUGUCCCAGAGAACCCACCGUUUAUCAGUCGAAAGUUAAUAAAAUACCUGGAGACAAUGGAUACAACAUUAAAAUUAACGAAAAUCCAGAAAAAUACGUGCCAGGAAAGUUGUACACGAUGUAUCUUAUGGGUUCGAGGACAUUCGCCAAAGUUCAACAUUUUACCAGAUUUAUCAUAAACGUAGAAUCAACGAAUAAUCCAGAAAACAUAUCGCCUCAAAAUGUUGGAAGUUUUCAACUCUACGGCGACAAUCUGUCUCAAUUUAAAGAAGAUUGUGUGAAUACCAUCCAUGAGGUAAAUUCUCUUCCAAAAACAGAAGUCUUCUUCAUGUGGUCCGCUCCCCCACCAGGAUCGGGAUGUGUGACAUUUAGGGCUAUGGUUUUUGAAGACGCCAAUCGCUGGUAUUCAGAUGAUGGAGGUUUAAGUAAAACGUUUUGUGAACAAACUGAACAAGAUGUGAAAUUCGACGAAAACGACUGUUGUGCUUGUGAUGAAGCCAAAUACAGUAUGGUUUUCGAAGGUAUUUGGUCAAACAAAACACAUCCAAGAGAUUUUCCGUUUUCUUUAUGGCUAACUCACUUCUCUGAUAUAAUCGGAGCUUCACACGAAAGAAAUUUUACAUUUUGGGGUGAGGGACAGAUCGCAUCUGAAGGAUUCAGAAGUUUGGCCGAAUGGGGAUCUGUCAGAUUGAUGGAAACCGAAUUGAAAGCAAAAGCUAAAUUUCUCAGGACUCUAAUUAAAGCUCCGGGAUUGUGGUAUCCCAAUGUAAACACAAAUACUACAACCACUUUCAAGGUUGACAGAAGGCACCAUUUGAUUUCUUUGGCAUCCAUGUUCGGUCCAACACCUGACUGGGUUGUUGGAGUGAGCGGUCUCAAUUUAUGCCAGAAAACCUGUUCAUGGGUGGAAAAUUUAGUUGUUGAUUUAUAUCCUUAUGAUGCUGGAACUGACAGUGGUAUUACGUAUAUGUCGCCCAAUGCUGAAACGAAACCACGGGAGAGGAUGUACCGAAUCACUACAACGUAUCCGGAGGACCCGAGACAACCUUUCUACGAUCCAUCCAAAAAGGAAAUUCCGAUUCCUUUAGCUAAGCUUUACUUAAAACGUGAAAAGCUCAUUCCAAAAAAUUGCGAUGAAAACUUCCUUACUGCAUUGCUUGACGUAAGCGAAGACACCGAAGAUACAACAAGGGCUGAGUGUGCCGUUACCGAUUAUACACCAUGGACAGAGUGUUCUGUGACUUGUGGCAAAGGCAUCAGGAUGAGAACAAGAGAGUACAGAAUGCCACAAAAGGCACAGAUGUUCGAAUGCAAAAGACAAUUGGUAUCUAAGGAAAUGUGUGUGGCAGCUGUACCAGAAUGCGAGGGUGGUGAGACCAGAAGCGAUUCGGACGAAAUCGACGACAGAAUUGAAGAUAAUCUGAAUGAAGAAGGUGUUUGUUCUACAUCACCCUGGAGACCUUGGACGGAAUGUUCAGUAACUUGUGGAAUAGGAUUUAAAAUGAGAACCAGACAUUUUGUUGACAAAAUGGGAAUGAAGAAGUGCCCCCACGUUACAACUGUUGAAAAAGAAAAAUGUAUGCAACCGGAAUGCGCUGCUGCUGAAGCAGAACUCGCAGAUCCAAUGUGUCCAACGACCGCUUGGAGCGACUGGAGUCCAUGCAGUGCAACAUGCGGUAGAGGAAUUAGAAUGAGAACCAGGCUGCUAUUGGUCGAGCCUGCACUUCAACAAAAGUGUAGUUCCAGAAUUGAGCUUUUGCAACAGUCACACUGUAUUGAAACCCCUGAUUGUAGCUUCGACAUGGCCACUGCCAAAGUGGUAUGUAUGCAGGAAAGCGACUACGGCUUAUGUCAAGGUUACUUUAAUAGAUGGUAUUUUGACGUGAAUCAGAAGACUUGUGUUUCGUUCGUAUACGGUGGCUGUCGCGGAAACAAAAACAAUUUCCUCACAUUUGAUGAUUGCAUGAAUCAGUGUUCUGUUGUAAGGGAUGCUCUUAAUGGUAACGUACCUAGUAACCGUCCGUCAAGCGUUAUAGCAUCAGAAAUUUCAACCCCACCGGUGGAUUGUAUGGUAACUGAAUGGAGUAUUUGGAGCCCAUGCAGUGUCUCUUGUGGAACCGGAUACACGAGGAGGUUUAGAAUGAUUAAGAGGCCGGCUGAAAAUGGUGGAAAACCGUGCCCGAGAGUGCUAGAAAAAACUCGCAGAUGCAGCUUGCCCUCUUGUUAAUAAAAAUAAUUAAGGUGUAAAUUUCAUUUUCGUUGUAUAGCAUUUUAUA